Messenger RNA from Leptinotarsa decemlineata (Colorado potato beetle), 926 nucleotides. Its product is annotated as UPF0047 protein YjbQ. Lineage: Eukaryota; Metazoa; Arthropoda; Insecta; Coleoptera; Chrysomelidae. The record is from RefSeq and is a predicted model, not a curated record.
ACUUAGCCGAUCUGUCAUUAGUGUCAGAUUUGUCAGAAAAGAACUGCUGAUUGCUGAUAGCUGGUAUUGCAGUUAGAACCUCGUAACCUUUUUUUAUUUUUAUUGGAACUGAUUUAUACAAUUCUCCCAUGAUUUGCUCAUGAUAAUAAUGGGUUUUUCUGCGAUUCGAAAGUGUUUUAGUAGUGUUAGUUCGUUCUGAUUGAUAGCGAAUUGAUAAAUAAACGUUCAAACUGGCGAGCGACAGCGAUAGCAAGUCAAACAUGGCUUCUUCGGCUAGAUUUAUUCAAAGUCCCACGGCGUGGUGUCAGAGGAAGGUAAAUUUACGGCCGCAACACAGAGGCGUACAUUUGGUUACAGAGGAAAUCCUUAGGCAGUUGCCUGAAUUGAACCAGUUUGCUAUUGGUUUAUGUCAUGUGCAAAUUUUGCACACCAGUGCCAGUUUAGCUUUGAACGAGAGUUGGGAUCCAGAUGUUCGAGAUGACAUGGAAAUGAUGCUGAACAAAAUUGUUCCAGAAGGAUUGCCAUAUAGGCAUUCCUGUGAGGGUCCAGACGAUAUGCCCGCACACGUGAAGGCGUGCUUUCUGGGAUCGUCCCUGUCGAUCCCGAUAACGGAAGGUAAGCUGAACCUGGGCACAUGGCAAGGGAUCUGGCUGUGCGAACACCGAGACCACGCGGGCUCUCGGAAGCUGCUCAUCACCAUGAACGGUUGCCUUCGGGACAACGUCUGCACCCCAUUGUCCCCUGUCAGCCCGAUGGCCAGCACGAGCAGUUAGGGAAAGCACUCGGGGCACUCUCUCUCCAAACAUUGAUUGCUGCCUCGAGUGUUUAUUAUUUUUUCACGACUAGUGACAUAGACUUAAAAAAAUGGAAAAUAUUACGACAAUAUGUACAUAGUUGUACAUUGUAAUAUACUUUUUUUUUAAUUA